Molecule: messenger RNA, 1434 nt
Organism: Beta vulgaris subsp. vulgaris (sugar beet)
Lineage: Eukaryota; Viridiplantae; Streptophyta; Magnoliopsida; Caryophyllales; Amaranthaceae
Exons: 2
Coding region: 199-624 (141 amino acids)
Source: RefSeq, a predicted model, not a curated record
UACGUGCUAGGAAUAACACUUGAAGACGUGUUAUUCCUAGCACGAAUUAGGAUUGACGGCACAGCUGUACUUGUGAAAGAUUAUAGCAAUAAACAUUGCUUUGACAUAUUCGGAGAGGAGAUAGAUGAUUUUGAGAAGUUGUAUGAUAUCAUAUAUGACAAUAGUUUGGAUUGGAAGAAGCGUAAGGCAGCACUGUUAAUGGUAAUAGUGCAAUGCAUUAUUAUGCCAACUUCCGAUGGGAAAAAAUACUAUGCUGCACUUUUUGAGUGUUUAAGGGAUCCUGAUGAGACAUCGGGAAAGUAUGCGUGGGGGGCGGGCAUGCUUGCUUUCUUGCAGUAUCAUAUGGAGAAGUUGAAUGCUUCAGUUAAAUUUUGUGGCUGUAUAUGGCUUGUGCUGUGUUUCUUCUUGGUUCGAAUCCCGACGUUGUGGGAUUCUUUAGGCCUCGGCUCAGUGAGGGAGGAGAUUGAGGCAGGAGAAUUGGAACAACAUCCAUUUCCAAUGAAAUGGAUACUUGAUAAGCUUCUUCUAAAUUCCACACUCGGCUAUGACCGGAGGGCGGGUUGCCGCACGAAGAUGAAGUCUGUUUUUGAUAAUCUUAAAGAUGAGGUAUGUAUUGGUAAAUAAAGCAGUAUGUAUGUAUAUGUGUGUCAUUCUUUAUAUUGACAACCAUAAAUCGAUUCUGAUCUGAUUUUGAAGUUUAAUUAAGCUGAAGCAAGUGUGCUGAAGUCCCUGGCAGAAUAAGUUUGAACGAGUUUUGUCCAUCUAUAUGUUGUUUUUGUGUCACUAUGUUAAGGUUCAUACACUUGAAUUUUUUUUUUGGUUUUGAUGUUGUAUUUGAUGUUUUAUUGAUAGCAAAUUUCCUGGACACCCUAUACCAAAUGGGUGCUUCCAGAUGAGCUAAAAGAAGAUAAAAAAUUCAUAACAAGACUCGGCCCCAUUUUUUGUAGCAAUUAUGUGGUUAAUCAUAAACCACAUUGUGUUACAAAACAAUUUGGAGGCUUCGAGCUUGACCGGUUCAUGGAUAGGGACAAGCUCGCUAUAUUUGAUCAUCCUCUAACAUUUGUGGAUAAUCGUGGCAGUAACAAGCACGAUUAUUACGAGUCAUAUAAGCGCGAGCUUAUGUUGUGGGCUAAAAGAGUGUGUGUUGAUGAUUACGCUGAUAACAAUGAUCGUCCUCCUUCUCGUUGUGCUCGUGAUCGUCCUCCUUCUCCUUCUCGUGCUCGUGAUCGUCCUCCUUCUCCUUCUCGUCACCGUCCACGUCAGCGUCGGAAUUAUACACGGGAGGAGGGUCCUCGGAGAGGCGAGCGUAAUCGACAUCCGAGUGUUAGGUUCUCGCCCAGCUGAUGAGCGGGGUUUUUUUUUAAGAAUUUGGAUUGUUGUAAAACCAUGUUGUACACGGGAGGAGGGUCCUUGGAUUGUUGUACAACUUCUCCA